Molecule: messenger RNA, 933 nt
Organism: Talaromyces proteolyticus
Lineage: Eukaryota; Fungi; Ascomycota; Eurotiomycetes; Eurotiales; Trichocomaceae
Product: LRP16 family protein
Exons: 3
Coding region: 1-933 (310 amino acids)
Source: RefSeq, a predicted model, not a curated record
AUGGCAUCAGUUCUUAAACUGUCAGAAAUCCCUACAUUAACACGACUGUAUCGGUCUGGAGUUCUUCGAUCGUCGCGUCAACCAGUUGUCACCACACCUUCGAAGGUGAUUAAUGACAUUAUAUCACAUAUAAAACAUGACAUUACCGAAUUAGAAGUCGGAUGUAUCGUCAAUGCUGCGAACCGAAGCCUCUUAGGAGGUGGAGGCGUCGAUGGCGCGAUUCAUAGCGCCGCAGGACCACAGCUUUACGAGGAGUGUCUUACUCUCGAUGGCUGCGAAACAGGGCAUGCGAAAAUCACGAAUGGAUAUGAAUUGCCUGCGGAAAAAAUUAUUCAUGCUGUCGGACCAAUUUAUGUUAGGGCCAAACACGACGAGGCCGAGCAGCAGCUUCGUGGCUGCUACCGUCGAAGCCUUGAGCUAGCCGUUCAGCAUGGGCAACGCUCCAUUGCCUUUUCAGCUAUCAGUACCGGGGUCUAUGGAUAUCCGAAUACUGAGGCGGCUACAGCCGCAAUUGAUGAAGUCCGAAAGUUUCUGAAUAGCGGGGAUAACCUUUCGAAAUUUGAUAGGGUGAUCUUUUGCAGUUUCAUGACUGUUGACCUGCUAGCAUAUGAACGCAUUCUUCCGGCAUACUUCCCACCUGUCACCGAAGAGCUCGACGCUACCGAAGAAAAUCAAGGCAACCAGACCCAAGACGAUACCGUGAUUGUUGACAAAAGUGAAAGCGAAGUUGAUCUUGGCUUUGAUACAGGGGACGAGCAUGAUUGGGAGGAGAUUUCCGAGGCUGAUAAUGGUCAUGAGGAUUUCCAGGAAGAACUAGUACAGAUUGGACAAGCUGAUCAGGAGGCUUCGGUGGCGGAUGUGCGGAGCAUGCAGUCAAGUACUGCUGAUUUCGAUGAUUUGACGGGACCAGCAGAGGCCAAUGGUCAAAAGUGA